Molecule: messenger RNA, 468 nt
Organism: Dentiscutata erythropus
Lineage: Eukaryota; Fungi; Glomeromycota; Glomeromycetes; Diversisporales; Gigasporaceae
Source: the annotation of a GenBank genome assembly
AUGAUUUUUGGAAUUUGUCGUGGUUGUGGUAAUCCAAAUGAUGAUUUCAACAAGUGUCAAUCAUGUGAGGAUUGGAUUAACGAAAAAACUCGAGUUUUACAAGCCUUACAAGAUUUAAUCGCGCAAAGAAAAUACAAAAUAAACUUAUCAAAAAGUGAUGAAAAAUCAGAAUGCGCCGAAAUUUUGUCGAGUGGCGAAGGUGGGUCUCCUUCAGUAAAGGAGAUGAGUUCUUCAAACGCUAAAAAUAAUCAAGAACAUCCCGAUUCUGAGCAUUACGCAAUACAAGAAAAUAAAGAUCAAAAGCUUCAAGAAUCAGAUUAUCAAAAGUAUAUAACUAAAGAACAACGAGUUUAUACAAUGAAAUCCACAACACUUCAACCUACACUUUCCAGUAAAGAGUUUACUCAAGCACAGGAACAAAAACAAGUCUGUUGUGGUUUUAGUCAAGCAUAUUCUGUUUUUGCAUGA